Salarias fasciatus (jewelled blenny) is the source of this 1178-nucleotide messenger RNA. RefSeq names its product coiled-coil domain-containing protein 85C-B-like. The record is from RefSeq and is a predicted model, not a curated record. Gene Ontology annotation, cellular component: apical junction complex. NCBI's taxonomy places the organism in Eukaryota, Metazoa, Chordata, Actinopteri, Blenniiformes, Blenniidae. The transcript has 2 exons.
AUGCGCCUGUCCCUCUCUGACGGCAGCAUGAGCUUCCCGCCGGGCCAGGUGGAGGAUUUCGGGAGGAGGCACAGUCUCACUGAGUCCUCAAUCGCAGGCACUUCAGGGACCGGCGGGAAGCCGUCCACGCAGCAAUAUUCCCGGUUGCCUUUCACCGCCCCCUUGGCGGUGAGCGGUGUACACCAGUCCCGCUGCACGUUUCAGUUUGGUCUCAGUGGAUUGGCUGGCGCCAAGAGGAUUAUCGACGGGGAGAAGAUGAACUUGAUGAUGGAGCAUGGCAACAUGAUGAAGGACAUCAACCGUCGGCUGCAGGUGCACCUUCACGAGAUCCGCAGCCUGAAGGAGAUCAACCAGAAGCUGCAGGACGACAACCACGAGCUGCGUGGGCUCUGCUGCUUCCUGGACGAUGACCGGCAGAAGGGCAAGAAGCUGUCCCGGGAGUGGCAGCGGUUCGGCCGCUACACCGCCAGCACCAUGUGGAAGGAGGUGGGGACCUACAUGAUGAAGCUGAAGGAGCUGGAGGCCAACCAGGAGAGCGUGCUGAGGGAGAACUCUGAACUGAAGGAGAUUAUCCUCAUGCUGGACGAGGAGAGGAACGGAGCAGGCUCCAGGAGCUCCAUAGACAGCCAGUCCAGUCUGACCAACCUGAACAGCGGCACCGGUACGGUCAGGGAUGUUGGGGACGUCAGCAGCAUGUCCAGUACCGGCAGUGCUGGGAGUCCGGAUCACCACAAUCAUAACCACAUAAACAAGCCCUCAGAGAAUAAUAAGCUGGGCUCCACCAUGAGGCGGUCCAUGGAUGACCUGUCAGCGCCACACCAUCGCUGAAGCAUCCCCAAUGGACUGAAUGGUGGGUACAUGAGAAAAACUGGCUCCAAAUCGUAAAAGAAAACUUUUCCGAGCCUUCAUUAGCCUCCUCGUGAGGCAUUACUCUUCUUCACCUAAUUGCUUAAAGAUUAAUACACUCCAAGUGAUUACUCCGACAGCAUAUGCUGAUCAGAACUGUUGUGGAGGAUUAACGCAGGGGUCUUGGCUUAACCUCACUGCAAAGUCUUGAUUGGGGUGAUUACGCCCCAUGCACAUGCACAGCAUCCUCAAGUGGCAUCCUCCAGUCCCAUGCCAACCCAUCGCUUCAGACCGCGGUGAUUUGGGUCAGUGCACCUGUGGCUCUCAAGGAA